UUGAAUUGGUCAUAAUGAGAAACACAAAAAUUAUAAAGUUAUUUGAACUUUAAACUAAAUAAAACAUUGAAAAUUAAAUGUAAAAUGGCUUUUAACAUUUUUUCAGAACUCAAAGAAGAACCUUUAGAAGAAACCAACCAAUCUGUAAUAUCCAAUAUUGCUAUUAAAAAUGAGGAAACUGAUUAUUUUUCUGACAACCCUGAUUUUAUAGAAUUGGGAAGUGAAUCUGACAGGUUUAAUAUCAAAAGCAAUUGUUCCAAAACUAACCAAACUUCUGAUCCCUUACAAAAUCAUUCCUCUAGUCAAGAAGGAGGAUAUAAUGGAUGUGAAAGGUCCUCUGCCAAUAUUGAGAAUAUAUCUCAUGAGAUUACCAAUCUAGAUGAGUUAGAAGAAAAUGGCGAGAAUGGAAGAAAUAAAAACUGUGAAUUACCAAAAGACAUUGAAGAAAGUCGCCUUACCCAUUUCAUGUUACAUGAUUCAGAAGACAGCACCCAAGAUACAACCCGUACUUAUUCUGAUCAAGAUUGGAGUGAACAUGAAGAUGGUGUAUAUAAAUGUAAGAUAUGCAAUGAACAAUUCAGAGAUGCAUUAUACUUGCAACAACACUUUAAAGACAGAAGGAUUGGAGACAAAAGUUAUAAGUGUUGUGGUUGUACUAAAGUCUUUAGGGAUACCACACAACUAAACGUUCAUUCGAGAAAGCACACAGGCGAAAAACCAUACGCCUGCACAGUUUGCGAUAAAAAGUUUUCUGUAAACGGUAACCUUAGUAAGCACAUGAGAAUCCAUACUGGUGAAAGAAGGUUUGAAUGUUUUACUUGCCAGAGAAAGUUUACCCAAUUUGCUCACCUAGAAGAUCACAUUAAAACUCAUUCAGGCGAACGACCUUAUGUGUGUGACUUCUGUAAUAGUGCCUUUAAAACACCGGCUAGAUUAAGAAAACACAAAAAAUCACAUGAAGAGCAACACGUUUCAAAAAGAUCUGUUCCAUGUCCGGUGUGUUCAAAGGUAAUGAAGAGUACGAAGCAAUUAUUAACACACAUGAAUACCCAUGAUGAAGGACCUCACAAUCCAUUCCCUUGUGACCAAUGUGGGAAGAGUUACAAAAAUUUAUUUUCUCUAAAUCUUCAUUUAAAAGUUCACGGAAAUAUCAGGGAUUAUCAAUGUAUGCUUUGUGAUAAGGCGUUUACUAACGCUAGUCAUUUGCGGAGGCAUUCCAAUUCGCACACAGGAUUACGUCCAUUUGUUUGUAAUAUCUGUAUGAGGGGUUUUCCCUGCUCGCAAAAUCUUAAGAGACAUAUGAUGACACAUACAGGCGAAAAACCAUUUUGUUGUGACCUAUGUAACAGGAGAUUUUUGACAUUUGAGAAUCUUAACAGACACAAGAGGACGCAUACAGGGGAGAAACCUUUUUCAUGUAAUAUUUGUGGAAGACUUUUUGCUCACAGCACCACGGCCAAAGAACACGUAAGGAUACACACAGGAGAAAAGCCAUUUUCUUGUCCAUUUUGUAUAAAAAGCUUUGCUCUGAAUAAAGCCUUGUAUAAACACGUGCGAGAAAACCAUCCGUUUGAUUUUGAUGAGUUUAAGAGAGAAAAUGACUUACCUCUAAAUAUGCGUAAAGCGAAAGAGAAAUUAAGACGAGAAGCACGUGAUAGAUUAAAACGGGAAGCUAUGUCCAUAGAAGAUACAGAUCUUAAGCAACUUAUAACCAGUGAGCCAGUUAUGAUUAAAUCUGAACCAAAUGAUGUAACAGUAAAAACAGAGAAGAAUGAAGGAGGUAUACGACCGUUCAUGGAGACUCUCCAAUUAAAACCUGUUGAUAUUAAACUGGAGAUUGAUAGCGAUAUUGUAGGAAAUUCACUAAUUAUUAAAAAAGAAAAUGACGAGAGCGAUGACAGCUAACAUUAUUUUUGAUUUUGUAUGAAUUAAUUAAAAAUGUUGUAUAUUUUGUUUGCUGUUUGGAUAAUUAUUUAUAUUGUCAUGAUUGUUAAUUGUUUAAAAGUUAUAUUAAUUGAUAAAUAUAUUUUGUUCU
This is a messenger RNA of Diabrotica balteata, 2035 nucleotides long. NCBI's taxonomy places the organism in Eukaryota, Metazoa, Arthropoda, Insecta, Coleoptera, Chrysomelidae. The record is from the annotation of a GenBank genome assembly.